UGUAAAACUUACAUUUUUUUGUCGAGGCACCCAAGCAAAGUAAUAUUUUGCAACGUAGACUCUUAGGCGCCGCACACAAAAACAACCCAAGAACACAACAGCAACAUCAACAGCAACAUCUGCAACAUCUGCAACAUCAGCAACCAGAGCAACAUACAACAUCCAUCCGAAACCGCAAACAUCCAACAAUCCACCAUCGCCACCACCACGAACCACAUGAGCCUGAACAAGAUCAAGAAGCGGGACGCGAGCGACUUAUGACUGAUGCGCUCCAAGGGCAACGUCGGCGUCGGCGUCGGCGUUGGGGUCAACGUCGGCGUCGCCGUUGGCAGCGGCAGCCGGUACAAGGUGACGGCCCGCUGUGUGCCCGAAGUGAGCAUCACGUCGCCGACGACAGCAUCCGGCUCCAUCCAGCCCAAGCACUUUGCCCUGCUCCGCAGUCGCUCGCAACCUUCGCCGCCGACGUCUAACAUCCUUUUCUCCACGCCAGGCGGGGCCACUCUGGUCGAGGAGGAGGAUUUCAGCUUGGCUAGCGGCAGUGGUAUAGCGGCCAAGAACGUGCUUCAGCGCCAGCUGGCCACCACCGUCCAGCAGGAGGAUCCGGAUCUGGAGCAUUCCGCGCAGGAGCAGCACAGCAAGUUGUCCGAGCCGGCGGAACCGCCCAAUGAGCUAACGCCAUUGGUGGAGGAGCCCGGCACUGUAGCGCCUACCACUUCGAGCCAGCGUUAUAGCCACAAUUCCAAGACCACGCGCUCCUGGCCAGUCAUCUACCGCAAUCCACAUCACUGCGACUACGAGGCCUUGUACGUGCAGCAGCAGCAGCAGCAACAGCAGAGCUUCAAGCAGAACUGCUACUCGAAUCAGUUUAAGCAGUCCAUCGUCUACUCCAGCAGCAAUGAGGAGUUGCCCGGCGGCGAGCCGGUAGCCUCGAGUUCCGCUGAUAACCGCCAGACCACGUGCUACUACUUUGCACCCAGCCGGCACAACAGCAUUUAUGAGCACCCCUCCUCGGUGGUUGGGGGAUCCCUGCAGUUCGAUAAUCCAACGACCACAGCAGCAGCGGCGGCGGCAGUCGAGAGUUUAAGGCGGAGCAACAGCAUCCUGUUGCGCCAGAACAGCUGCGCCAAGGUCAUUCAGCGUCGGGGCAGCGGCAGUGGUUCACCCAACUCACUGGGCUCCCAGAUGGAGGGACUGGGAAUGGGCAUGGGCGGAAGGGGCGCCGGCAGCGCCUGUUGCUCCAGCUGCUGCAUGGGCCCGCCGCCAGUGCUCUUCCUAUUCGUCACUCUGCUGAUGACCACUAGCGCCACAGCCAUGCUGUGCGCCGCCAUCAUGACUGAUCACUGGGAGCACGUCACAUGGGACCGCAACAGCCUUGAUCGCUACUCCAAUCGGUCGGGGCUGCACCUGGAGUGGCUUCUGGACGACCAAGUGGCUAUGCUCAAGCCGGACAAGAGGGCCGAUCAUCGCUUCCGGCGCGACUCCGUUUUCCUGGUGCCCAUGCACGGCGGCAUCUGGACGCUGUGCAUCGAUCUGCCCAUUCAGCAGCUGCAGGAACUGCGGCGCAAUCCCAAGUUCCCUCGCGGUGCACCGCCGUGUGUCAACUACCUGGCCGGCUCAAUGGAGAACGCACGCGGCGAGGAGCAGCGCAACGACUGGCAGCACAGUGAGUCACAGGUCACUCUGCAGCCGCAUCUGAGAAUGCAAAACCUCUCCAUAUCCUGCUCAUUGGUCUGCCUCAUCAUUCUGGGCAGUGCUGCCCUCGUAGGUGCCUUUGGCGUUUGCCAGCGCCAAAUCAGUGCCAUUCUGAUCACAGGAGUGAUGUAUUUACUAGCAGCUCUCUUUGCCCUGUUCACGCUCAUGAUCAUCCACUUCAAGCGGCAGCAGGGACGUCCCAUGCUGGACAGCGACUACGAUGGAACGGUGGACGGAAUAGUGGCGCGACCAGGAGGCGUGGCCAUAAUGGCCAAGCCACUGCUGGGAGCGCGCAUCUUCCUCACCUCGUGGAGCCUCGACUUGGGAUGGGGCGGUGUGGUGCUCUGCGCCAUCACCUCUGUACUGUGGAUCCUGCUCUCCAAGAUCAUGCGGUACAACCCCUUCUCGGCGCUCAUGAUUUAGCUAAACGCCUUGCCGCUCGGCGUCUACGGAGCCAGCUACGGGAGUCUGGGCAGCUGUGAGAGCUACGGCAGCUACGGGAGCACCCACACCCACAGCGGCACCAGUAGUGGCGGCAGCUCCAGUUUCCUCCUGGCGGCAGUCUCGUCGACGCGGCAAGCAGAGCACCGUGGCAAGGGAAAGUAUAUCCUGUAGGCGACGCCCUGCCCCGAACUCAAUGUCUAAUGAACCGGAUACAAGCCCUUACUCAACUUAUUUGGUACAGGCUUCCGAGGGUUUUAUAAUUAUAAUACUUCUACAACUUUUGGCUAAAUUCGCCUUAUUAAGGUUCCUUUUGGCUAUAUUAUACUACUUUGGCAAAUCAAUACCAAGACCAUAAGUUGAACCUUUUCAAAAGUGCACCCUCGCAUUCCUACUAUGUAAACCCCAUAUUAGUUAGCUAUGUAUGUAUGUUGGAAAUGUACCAAACUAAAAACUCAAUUGCCUUGUUCUUUAUAUAUACACACACAACUUAUACAACUUAAUCUUAUACUUAUACUUAUUAUACGGUGUACUUAACUUAACCCAAUUGUAAAUUCAAUUUACACUCUCUAUUUACAACCUUUUUGUAUACAUUCGAUUUGGCUCUACUUCUACACACCUCCAAACACCCCACUAAUCCUUGCUAAAAUGUGAGACAUUUAUUUACACGUAACGAGCGAGUGGGAAUAGGAAUUCCAGGUGAGGCUUUGGCUUUAAAGUGCUUUCUAGUAACAGUUCGCCUGCAUAGCUUUAAUCCAGCCCAAAGAUAGUUAAUUGGGUGUGACAGCUGCUUAAAAUUAGAAAAACUGACUGGGGAGGGAUAAGACGAUCAGGUAGAAUUUGGAAAAUUGCUUGCGAUAUUCAUAAAACAGUUUGCUUCAUGGGCCGUAUGAAAUGAUGAGACGCCUCAACAAAAACAUACUUUCCCCAUUUCAUUGCCCUCCAUCCAGUUGGUUUAGUAGAAUUCUAGGGCUUGUCAUGGAAGCAUAAUGAAUUGUAGAACUUGGCGAGUGCUUAUAGAGCUCCAGGGGAACAGUUGUUCGCGAAGCAUAAUGUAAUGAGAUCAUUUAGUGCUUUAGGACAAAUGGUUACAAAACGUAUUGUACUUGUAAAGAAGCCUCCACAAACCAAACAAAAUGCUAAAGGUAUAAAAAUGUAUUUUUAUGCAAACGCUUUGCCUUAAAACAACAAAACAAACAAACAAGAACAACUUAUUUAAAUACAAAAGAUAAUUUCUUUUAAAAAGUUU
This is a messenger RNA of Drosophila erecta, 3382 nucleotides long. RefSeq lists its product as uncharacterized. The transcript is spliced from 4 exons. The record is from RefSeq and is a predicted model, not a curated record. The coding region runs from base 265 to 2115 and encodes 616 amino acids. Lineage: Eukaryota; Metazoa; Arthropoda; Insecta; Diptera; Drosophilidae.